Molecule: messenger RNA, 999 nt
Organism: Topomyia yanbarensis
Lineage: Eukaryota; Metazoa; Arthropoda; Insecta; Diptera; Culicidae
Product: ubiquinone biosynthesis O-methyltransferase, mitochondrial-like
Exons: 3
Coding region: 133-999 (288 amino acids)
Biological process (GO): ubiquinone biosynthetic process
Molecular function (GO): 2-methoxy-6-polyprenyl-1,4-benzoquinol methyltransferase activity
Source: RefSeq, a predicted model, not a curated record
UUGUAGUUUCUGGAAAAAAAUAAACAGCUGAUAUUUCGCAUUGUCAAAACAAAUUUUUUGUAUAUUUUGAUAGUAAGUCAUCCUAUAGGAAUCUAUAGAUUGAAUUCCUUCAAAUCAACUUUAUCCACAAAAAUGUUAUCCUCGAUGCGCUUCCGGGUGCUAUACCGGUUGGUUAUCAAUAUACGGCCGUCUAUCAGAUCCUUAUCCCAAAUAGCCCCAAUAAAAACUAAUCCUCCCAGCAAUGUAGACCAGUAUGAAGUGGAUACUCUAGCGAAGAUGGCCUCAGACUGGUGGGAUCCAACCGGACCUCUGAAGGGACUCCACUCAAUGAAUGCACUGCGAGUGCCACUUAUUCGGGAUGGACUCAUUUCAACUGGCCUUAUCCCAAAAGAGCAGAUCCGUACGCCUCAGGUCCUAUCCGGGAUUAACAUACUAGAAGUUGGUUGCGGAGGAGGGAUUCUUACAGAAGCGUUAGCACGAAUCCGGGCCGAUGUGUGCGGUAUUGAUCCGGGAGAAAAGCUUAUUCAGGUGGCGAAAGAUCAUGCUCAGUUACUGGACCAAAACAUUGCCAGCAAAAUUCAUUAUGAAGUGGAAACAGUGGAAGAGCACUCCAAGAAAAAUGUAGAGAAGUAUGAUGCCAUCGUUGCUUCAGAAGUAUUGGAGCACGUGAGCAAUAAAAUAAUGUUUCUCGAGCAUUGCUUGCUGGCACUCAAACCAGGCGGAUCGAUAUUUAUCACUACACUAAAUAAAACGACCGCUUCUUGGUUGGGCGGAAUUGUUGCUGCAGAAUAUAUUCUGGAUCUUGUCCCAAAGAAUACUCAUGACUGGGAUAAAUUUAUUUCUCCGUUGGACUUGCAACGUGUUUUGAAAACAUACAACUGUAGUACUAUUUUAGUCCAUGGAAUGUGUUUCGAGUUUUGGAGAAACAGUUGGUGUUGGACUGAAAGCACGGAAAUAAAUUAUGCGCUACAAGCGGUUAAACUAAUGGACGAUUCCUAA